Messenger RNA from Coccidioides posadasii C735 delta SOWgp, 1896 nucleotides. Lineage: Eukaryota; Fungi; Ascomycota; Eurotiomycetes; Onygenales; Onygenaceae. The record is from RefSeq and is a predicted model, not a curated record.
AUGGCUGAAGGUACUACAGGAUCAUAUACAACUAUAUCACUGGGUGAGGACAAGAGAAUUGUGGUUCAUUCCCACAUUCCUAUGCCUUCCCCUGGCACAGCAAAUGCACCUUGGUUCGACAGCAGAGAUGCUACCCUGUUUAUUGAAAGGUUUUAUCAGAUGUGCAAGGAUCAUGGGGUAAUUGACUCUAAAAACAUUAUUGAAUGGUUGGCUAGGUACUGUGUUACAUGGAUUGGAGAAUGGAUGAAGACCUUGGAAGGCUACAAAGAAGGUAAUUGGGAAGUAUUCUCCAAAGAGAUUAUUCAUGAAUUUCAUGAUCAAGACAUCACUUACAAGAUUCACUGUUGGGAUUACCUUCAGGCAAUUACAAAGAAACCACAUGCUUGGGAUGACAACAUUCACACCUAUGUUCAAGAAUACACUACUAUCACCAGUACAGUUCAAGCAAAUGGAAGGCUUGAUGAAUUCACUAAGAUGUCUUGGUUCCUUCAGGAGCUACCUGAGAAGCUCCAGAAUAAGAUUAUUGACAAGGCCAAGCUCAAUCUUUCAGACAAUAUGUCAUCUAUUGAUUUUAGGAAAGUUGUUCAGGUGACCAUGGAUUUGAUCAACCAGUAUGAAGGGAAUAAGAAGGUCUUUGAAGAAGAUGAAAUGAAACAAAAGAAAAUGGAGAAGCUUGGUGAGCAAUAUCAAUUGACUAACAAGCCCCCUACAGUUGAAGCUCCAAAGAAAACAGCUAGUUUUGCAAAGACUGAAGAAUCUGAAUUGAAAGCCAAAGCCAAGGGCUCUGACAGCACCAAUAUUGAAGCUGCUAUUGAAAAGAUGACCAACAAGUUCACAAAUUUGGCAUUAGCUAUGAGAGUACAAUCAAAUCAGAUACAAGAGAAUUCUGAUCAGUAUUAUAUGCUGCAGAGAGAAGGACCUCCAAAACCUAUACCAAAUUAUCCAACAAAUGUGACUGUUAAUCCUACAACUGUACAAGAGAAUACUCAACUGCCAUGUUAUGAAUACCAAUCCAAUAUGAGUAAUGGAUACUGCCAUAUUGAUGACAAAGGGAACUUACACAUGGGCUCUAAGGGUCAAAACUAUCAAGCUGUCACUUCUAAACCUGGAAUCCCAAACAUGUAUAUUGUGCAGUCUAUGGGAGAGGAUGAAUGGGUGAUUCCAGAGUCAACAAGCUCUAAAAAGAAGACCAAUCAGCAAGAAGAGACACCUCCCACAAAUUCAACCAGUGUGAAGGUCCAAGCAGGACAGCUUGCAUACCUAAUGUCUGAUGGAGAAUCUGAUUCAGAUAAGGAAUAUGAACCAUUGGAAGAAAGGACAUCAGUCAAUAUUGGAACAGUUAGAGAAGCUAAGAACAAUCAAAGAGCUAAGAUUGCAACACCCCAUACUCAGCAUACUGGACAAUUUAUUACUUACCAGGAUAAUCAGGCUAGUGUUGAUGACAAUGUCAUGAAAGACAUUGAACCAAUCAAUCAGAAGAAGCCUGAAAUUCAGAACAAGUCUGUGGAGAAACAAAGACCAAGAUAUUCUGCAACAGAUUACUUAUUCUCUCAGAUCUGUGAUUCAACAGAUGCCAAUGAAUUAAUGGGUCAAAUUCUCAAUGGAAAAGUUGAAUUGUCAGUCAAGAAGCUUAUAGGUGUAUCACCAAAGCUUUAUCAAGCAUUCUUCAGAUCAGGCUGGAAUAACAGUACUAGCAAAAGCCAUGCAAGGGUUGGAGUCUCCAAACCAGUUCAGCCUGAGCUAAAGAUCAAUUCCAGUCAACUUACUUCAAAGCCCAUGGUGCCAAAAUCCAAAACAGCAUAUGGAAUGCAUUCAUUAUAUGCGCCAGUCACUAUAAACCAACAAGAAUUAAUGGUGUUAAUCAAUACUGGUUCAGAAAUCAAUUUGUUGUCUUGA